Messenger RNA from Entamoeba invadens IP1, 4731 nucleotides. RefSeq lists its product as hypothetical. Gene Ontology annotation, cellular component: P-body; CCR4-NOT core complex. Gene Ontology annotation, molecular function: molecular adaptor activity. The transcript has a single exon. Gene Ontology annotation, biological process: nuclear-transcribed mRNA catabolic process, deadenylation-dependent decay. The coding region runs from base 1 to 4731 and encodes 1576 amino acids. The record is from RefSeq and is a predicted model, not a curated record. NCBI's taxonomy places the organism in Eukaryota, Evosea, Mastigamoebida, Endamoebidae.
AUGCAGGCCUGUUUAUCAGAGAUAAACUCAGUCUUAGGCUCUUUGACAAAGAAAAACGUCAAACAGGCGCAACAAGAACUUUCCACUCUUGUUAAACAAACGGGAGUUUCUUCUCAAAUUAACACUAUUAAAUUCUUAACAAUGGACGUCGUUCAAGACACUUCUAAAGGGUAUAAACUCCAAGUUUUGAAGGACGAGCUGACGAAAUUGUCAACUUCAAAUUUGGUCUUGCAAAUUAGAAAAUGCUUGUCAUCGCUCGCUCUACCCAUUCAAACAAUCAAGUCGCUCGCUCUUCCCCCACAUUGCGAAUUUCUAUUUGGAGUCAACCAAAACAACGAAGACUUGACAAAGGAAGAACUCUUUGUACAACUCUCCGAAAAGCCACUGAAGAUCAAAACAAAUGCAGACCCCAAUGAUAUCACAACACCCUCUCUUCCCGUUUUCUCACUCUUUUCAAAUACAACGGUAUCAUCAACACUGUCUCCAGUCAAUAUUCCAUUGCCCCCGGAUUUCAUCAUAGAAAUGGGGCCGUCAUGUGCCGGGUCUGUUGAAACGUUCUCGACGUUACUGGAUAACACGUUUGGGAAGAAGGAUAAAGUCUGUGGGAAGCUUGUCUUCUUGAUGAUGAAGAACAUUGAAGAGCAAGAGAAAGAGACCAAAUGUUUGUGGGAUGAUGAAAUAGUGGGGUCGGUUAUUCAGUCACGUGGGGAGGCAUGUGAAGAUCUUCCCAGUAUCAUAGACGAUGCCAAAUACAUAUUUAAGAGUAUUGAGGCGAUUUCCUUUAUGGUUCGGAUAUACACAAAAAUUGGGGAAUUUCCAGGGCAGAAAAUGUUUAUAGAGAAUUGGGUGAAUGGACGAGCACAGGGAAGUAUUAUACAAAUGUUAAUACAAAUGGCAUCAUCACCAAAUGCGGAAGGACAGUUUAUUAUGAAAACGAUGUGUGGGUUGUAUAAUGUAGGGACUCAAAGAGGUGUAAAGACUCUUUGGGAACAACUAGGGUUUGUCGACAGAGUGACUGAGGUGUGCGAGAGUUCGUCGUCUGAGUUUGAGGCGUGUCUGUAUCAGCCCGAUUUUCUGUUGCCUGUUUUGUGCAAAAUGAAAAACAGUUCGAUGAGGCAAAAGAGUGUGUUUGUGAUGAUGAAAGGGUGUACGCGGUCGACGCAGUUGGUUCAAAGUUUGUGGAAGAAUUACAAAAUUAUUCUCACCCAAGGGAUGAGAGACUGUUAUUUGGACAAUCCGAGCUGUGUAGAAGAUAUUAUUAAUCUUCUCCCACCCACGGAAGCUGCUAAGGAAUUGACACAAAUCCGCCCCGUCUUCUUUUCGUUGGACGUUGCUUGUUUGUUGUGCAAAAGAGAUGUUUUGAAUAUGGACAAGUGGGCUGGUGAGCAGUCGAAAAUCAGAAACUUGUUUGGGAAGGAGAUUAUUAAUUUUGUGAAGGACAAAUACCUGAUGAAUAAAAAUGUUUCGCCGUAUCGACUUGACUUAGCUAUCACACGAAAGCUUCUCGUGUUUUCCAGUAAUUUGGGGCUACAAAAAGAAGCCCAAGAAGUCGAGCAACAAUUUUUAGCAAAGAGCAACUUUAAAGAGAAUGAGAGGAAUGCGUCGAAGCGAGCAAAUGAUAUGUUCACGUAUUACUUUGAUGGUAAAAUUACAGUGGAAGAUUUUGUUAUUAAAAUUAUUAAAUACAAAGAGAGUACCGAUACCCAAGAGAACGAUUUGAUGAUUAUAAUCUUCAAAACGCUACUUGAGGAAUUUCGACGAGUCAACGAAUUUAGUAAACCGGAGACUGUGAUUCGAUUUGGUAAAUUGUAUGGUGAAAUCAUCAGGAAAAAAGUACUUAGGAAUUGUGCGUUGAUCCAUUUAUUGCGGACCAUCUUGUGGACGGUGAACGAACCGAUUGAAUCCAACUUCUUUAAAUGCGGAUCUGCAGCACUUAAAAUCUUCCAAGAAAGACUCCCGGAGUGGCCUGCUUAUUGUUACUUACUCAAGAAUGCGAAGAACCUGGAGAUCUUUGAUAAAGACUUGUACGCGGUCAUCGCCACCUCUGCGAAGAAUAAAUUUACGUUGGUGAUGAAAUUGAUCAACAAGUUGUUUGUAUCGAUUAAUUUCCAGAUGUGGCUUGAUCCGAAGAACAUCUCGAUCAUCAAGGCCCUCUGUCAUAGUUUUGAGGAGAAGUCUGAGAUGUCGACUGGAGACGUCGAAACCGUCUCAGAAGAGACUUUUGCAACGAUUGGGGGAUCACAACAAGUCCACAAGAAGAUGUUGAUUGAAAUAGCACUGUUUAUGACGGGGUUGAUGUACGAAGAAAGACAAAGACAGUGUAUUAAAGUAUCACUUGAUCUGAUUGGAACAACAGAACACCUGUGUACGUUUGCUGUAGAGUCGGUCAAGAUCUUUAAACGACAGAAGGAGUACGACCAACAAGAUUGCUCACUGUUUGAAGCGUUAGGGUCGUUUUUAGGGUUACUCACGUUGGGGUUAAACAAGCCGUUGAGGACCAACCGAUUGAUGUUAAAAAAUAUGAUUCGCGACGAGACGACUGCGGACAACACGGACGUCUUGAUCACAUUUUUGAUUCGAUUUUUGUCUGCGUCGGCACAGUCUGAGAUUUUUAAUAGCAACAAUCCGUGGAUGGUACCAUUCAUUCAAUUAGUGUGUGCGUUUGCCAUUUAUCCCGAGUUUGGGUCUCAUUUUGAAGAAGCGAAACGGUUUCUGACGAUGUUGAAAGUAUCUCCCAAAGAGUACUUAGAAGAGAAAGGGAACACGCCAGAGAAUGAAAAGACGAUAAGGAAAUUAGCUCGAUUAGUUAAAGAAAAGAGUAAUGGCGAUGGUGGCAUACUGGGAGAGUAUAUUGAUGCAAAGAAAUUGGUACCACUGGCAUUAUUAAAUCAAUAUCUCUUGUCGGAGAGGUCGUUGUGCUUUAGUGGAUUAACACAGGGUAUCGACUAUGAUAUUCCAGACGUUUUAAUAUGCAACUCUUUUCUUGAAGAACACUGGAAAUUGAUGGUGGACGUUUACUUGGACUUUUCGAUUCAAGACAACUCGAAGACGGCAGUGGACAGCUUGAAUGCGAUCAUGAGAACCGUCACACAAAUCGUGCAAAAGGAUUUUGCGAUGGAAACUGAUGUUGUUAAAAUAGCGGAAGCUGCCGAGCGCGUAUUUGGUAUCAUGCAGAAACUGUUGUAUUACACUUGUAGGAGUUGUAUAGUGUCUAUACUGUGGAAGUACUUGGCCUUUUCUGUUAAAUGUGCUUUGAAGCAACAAGAAGAGCCCACCGUUACGUUGGAACAAGUCAAAGAAAGUUUAAUUAACAACCUUCAGAAGUGUGUAGAGCACGCUGUGCAAGUCAAACUUGAUGAGAUGAAGAAGAUGGCGAAGCGAAUUAUAGAACAGUUUGUGAGUAAUAUAUCUGCUGUAAGACAACAAAAUGGAAAGGGACAAGGACAAGACUUUGUUGCGCCUGGGUAUGAGUAUUUAAAGGAAGGGCCACCACUUCCUGUUGAACUUUUAAUAGCGCCGGGUGGAGUGACCAAAUACCAAAUGGAAUUGUACGCCGACAAAGUGUCACGAGAAGUCACUGAACACUUGGACGUCCACUUUGCCAAAAUGCUGAAUGCGCCAAUUCACUUAGAUGUUGUUGAGAAGUACAUUGGGUUACUCACGGAAGAGAUGACAACCAACUCGAUUAAUAGGAUUAUUGAAGAGUGUGUGAUAGUUGGGAGUAAAGAAGCUUCAGUGCGUGCGAUGCAAAUACUUGGGAUGAUGUUCUUAGCGCACAAGAAUGAUCAACAGAUGGUCAUCAAUCACUUGUCAGACAUCUUUAAAAAGACGUGCAGUUUAUUUGAGAAGGAGUAUACUUCUAAGACAUUCAACCCGGAAGCUUUUAAGAAUGUUAUAGAAUCAUUCCUUGAGAUGUCAGUAGAGAAGAUAGUGGAUGGUAUCAAUACUAUAAUGUCAGUGCAACACAUUUUGAAAGCUUUUCAACGACUCCACCCCUCCAAUUUCCCCAAAUUUUCAUGUCAAUGGCUCGAACUGUUUUCACAUAGAAGCUUGUUGUAUGACUUGGCGAAGGCGCCACAGAACAAAACACAAAUUGCAAUGUACUUUGAAUUGUUUAAUAAGUUCCUCCAGUUCUUGCAACCGUUUUUGUUUGUGAAUACAACGGCGACGAAGCAACUGAUAACUGCGGCGGAGGUGUGCGUGUUACAAAUUCGAGAAUGCUUCUCGCUCUUUUUGUAUCACUUUGGGUUGUUACUUGCGACUAAUAUCCCAUAUCGAGCAUUGUCUUUAAGAUUACCCAUUCUUAGUGUCAGUGCCAAUGAAGAGAAUGUCAGAGACUACUUUGAUACUAUACUGAAGAUGAUGCCAAAAGAAGAUGGAGAGAUAUUGAAGGGUGAUGAUGAUGACGAAUCAUGUGAAGUAUUUGAUCGCAUUCCCGCAUUGAUUGGGGUUGUGUGGAUGUUACAUUGCGAGAAGACCGAAGAGAUCAAAAACGUGGUGGUCAACGCGAAAACGGAGACGAAGAUCAGUGUCAUCAAUGCGUUGGCAGACUUGUUAAGAGAGGACCAAGUCACGAAUGGCGUUGUUCGAAAUACAUUGUGUGAAAUAACUGCGAUCGGGAACGAAGAAAUUAGUCAAAUAGUGUUGAGAACAUUGGUUGAAAGAUCAAUUGGAGAGUAUAAGCAAAUGGGAGCAAUCAACGUUCUUAGUGAUAUGAUAAGGAGACGAUGA